AUGAGCCAUUAUUGGAACACAUGUAGUAUCCUUGCCAGCAAUCGGGAUGAAUUUUUAGACAGACCCACACAGGAAGCUCAUUUUCACUCCUUUGAGAAUCAUGCUCCCAAUCCAGAGAGCCCAGGCAACAUCCUAUCCGGUCGGGACGAAAAGGCUGGAGGAACUUGGUUAGGCAUUAACCGAGCUGGGAGGGUUGCGCUACUGACGAACAUAACCGAACCUGCGAAGAAAUUUGAUUCUUCGAGGGGGGAGCUGACCUCAUCUUUUCUCUUGUCGGAUUCCGCCCAUCCCUUGCAGGACGAGGUAGGAAAGAUUGUUUCGCCAAACGCAGUGUUUGCUGGGUUCAAUUUACUUCUUUUAUCUCCUGCAUUGCGACCCGACGGAAAAUUAAGUUAUGACUCUCUGUUGGUCACAAAUCAUGGCUCGGGUGGAACAAUCACGUCCCGCUUCCUCUCCACGCAAGAGCGUUCCUGUGGGGGUGUCUCAAAUGGCGUUGAUGGCGCCGGAGGUAACGACUGGCCCAAAAUAAAUCACGCCAGUCACGACCUGGGCGCUAUUCUGCGUCCUUCUUCAACAAAGGAAUGGACUGAGACGAACAUCACGGACCAUCUAUUCGAAGUCCUUGCAUGGCGCUCGCCAGAACCUAUCACAGACCGCUCUCAACUGCGAAAUACUGUCCACGUCGCGGCUAUUCCGAUUACGAUUGAAGGCUCGACCGAAUAUGUGAAACCAGCAUUCUACGGAACGCGCUCAUCGACAGUUCUUUUGGUGCGUAGAGAUGGAGUGGUCCUUUUCAUCGAGAGGGAUGUAUGGAAACUUGUAGAUGGAAAAGCGGUCAAGCUAGAACCGCCCACCGAGCGGAGGUUCCGCUUUAAUAUCAACGUUUAG
Molecule: messenger RNA, 888 nt
Organism: Laccaria bicolor S238N-H82
Lineage: Eukaryota; Fungi; Basidiomycota; Agaricomycetes; Agaricales; Hydnangiaceae
Exons: 3
Coding region: 1-888 (295 amino acids)
Biological process (GO): Golgi organization; protein secretion
Cellular component (GO): Golgi apparatus
Source: RefSeq, a predicted model, not a curated record